AUGUUCGCUUUCGGGAGCCGCGCUGCUGCAGCAGCAGCUGGAAUUGCAGCAGCAGCAGCAGGGGCAGCAGCAGCAGCUGCUGCUGCCCCUGCUGCUGCAGUAGGUGAUGCUGUACCAGAUGCUGCAGGUGAUGCUGCUGGUGAUGCAGGUGUUGCAGCAGCAGGUGUUGCAGCAGGUGCUGCUGUUGUGUUAACAGCAGCAGCAGCAGGAGCAGCAGCAGCAGGAGCAGGAGCAGCAGGAGCAGCAGCAGCAGGAGCAGCAGCAGCACUUGGUGCUGCUGCUGUACGCAGCAGACCUGCUGCUGCUGCUAUUGCUCUUGCACUGCGCGGCCUUUCGUUGUCACCCCAAUGCAUCCCUGAGGAUGACGAGGGAGCAGCAGCAGCAGGUGCAGCAGGAGGUGCAGCAGCAGCAGCAGCAGCAGCACGAGCUGGAGGAGGAAGAGGAGGAGGAGGAGGAGCAGCAGUUUGCUGCAUGGGAGCUUGGACAGUUUUAGGUGUAAACGGGGGACAAAAGGAGACAGAAGAAGAUAAAUAA
Eimeria maxima is the source of this 534-nucleotide messenger RNA. RefSeq lists its product as hypothetical. Lineage: Eukaryota; Apicomplexa; Conoidasida; Eucoccidiorida; Eimeriidae. The record is from RefSeq and is a predicted model, not a curated record. The transcript is spliced from 2 exons. The coding region runs from base 1 to 534 and encodes 177 amino acids.